AGUAUUUCUUUUACAAAUGAGAAGUUUUCCUCGUUAUUGCUAUCAUUGUUGAUGUUCCAAGCACAUGGAUUGUUCGAUUUUCAUUGAGCAACAGGUUCAGAUAGACGCGACUUGUGCCCAGAUACACCAUUGUUGCACCUGCUUAUAGCCCAUCAUGACGGAUUCUAUGAAAUUUGGUCCAGAAUGGUUGCGCAAUCUGUCUGCAGACAGUUGUAAUAAUGGUGGAGGUGGUGGAGGUACUACAAGUUUGACUACUCCACGUUACCAAUUAGCGGAACAUAGAUACGGAAGAGAAGAGAUGCUAAUUUUAUUCGAUCGUAAUUGUAAGCCACCAGAAUCAUUGACAAAUUUCUCAACAUUAUAUAUCGAGAAAACUCAACUUCCUUUGGCUCUUAUACAAAUGACAGAAGAUGAAACGCGAAUGUGGAACGGAGGAAUAACCAAUGUCGGUGGUCAAGGAAGGGGUGGAAGCGUGGAUCGGGGAGGGCGUGGAAAGAGUGGUAGGGGAAGCUUGUAUUCGUCCCAUUACUCUCGAGGAGUUGGUUUCGAUGAUUCAGGAGAUGGUAGAAGAAUUGAUAGCAUGCCAUUUCCAGGAAGAAACCGCCCGUUUGAUAGAUCUCAAAGCGAACGUGGGUGGUCGGAAAGAAAUGGGGCCUCAGAUCCGGGCGAAUGGAACGGUUCUACUAGUCCUAGAAAGGAAUUGAGUCGUGGGCCUUGUGGUAGUUCCGUUGUAGAAGGUAAUUGGCGGCGUCAUCGUGGCGCUGGUACAGAAGACGACGACGGCUGGCGUAAAUGGGUUAAAUUGUCGUUAUCAGGUAGAAGCAGUUGGCGCGAAGGAGGAAGCAUGGAUAGGGAUAGAUUAGAUCGAAACGAAGGAGACGGAGAGGAAGGUGUAGCCAAAAGUGGGAGAUUCGAGCACCGUGUGAAUCACAGACACUCGCACGACCUAAGUCAUCAUCCACCAGCCCGUAUAGGUCGUACCUGGGAAUCGAAUCAUCAUGAUAUUAAUCAUGAUAACCUUCCUGAAUGGGCCACUGAAAAUCCCAGUGAAAGUGGAGGCAGUUUUGAUGCUUCCGGAGCGUUCCACGGUGGGAUAUAUUCGGACGAUGACGAGGACGGAGUGAUCAGUGCGGGUGGUACUCAAGAAUCAAGGACUCGACGUGUAUCCGAGGGGAGUGCUGGUAGUACAACGAAACCUAGUGGAAAGCAUUUACCUUACAGCUCAACCCAGGGGCAGCCCCUGAACCGCGGUCCACCGAGCAGUACAAUUAGUACCCAUACAAUCAAUAAAGAAAGACAGAAGUCUUUGCAUCCGCUUGACACCAAAGAUAAGGUCAUCGAGAAGGAGAGGAGAAGUAAUUCUCCGCCGUCGAUGAAACCACCAAUUACACCGACGGACAACGCAGUCGCGAAGACAUCGGCGUCGGUGUCGGUGCCAACGUCUGCUUCGGCAUCAGCGUCGGUGUCGGUAUCGGCGUUGUCGUCCGAAAGCGUUCAGAAAAGAAGCAGCACGGCCGCCACAGUCGUGUCUAAGUCCACGGGAGAGACCGAGAUCGGGAAGUCGACGUCUGUCGAUUGUUCGGGGAACGUUAUAUCUCCAAGUAAAACGCAUAGUAGGGAGGAGAUUCUUCAGACAGAAGUAAAGCUGGAUCAUCCGAUUUCAGUUGCAAAAAGACAACAGAUGCCGUUGCAAAUAGAGUCUCAGAAGAGCAUCGUCGUGCAAGGCACAGGAACGGAGGAGACCCGGCAGAAAGGUGACGAUGACUUGGACAGAAUGAAGGAAGAGGCGGAUGCGUUAGUAGCAAAAUUAAUGGCGGACGAAGAGAGUCAUAGAGAGAAAACUACUGCCAGUGUACCGCCGUCUAUUGGUAACCAACCUUCUACAGUUCCAUCAACGAAUGGACAGGAGAAAUGGUUUUACCGUGAUCCACAGGGUGAAGUUCAGGGUCCGUUCUUAGCAAGCGAAAUGGCGGAAUGGUGUAAAUCCGGUUACUUCACCGCUGGAUUGAUGGUACGGAGAACCUGUGAUGAGCGGUACACGACUUUAGGGGAGUUAAUAAAGAUAUGUGGUAGAGUUCCAUUUACCCCAGGACCUCCUAUUCCUCCCUUGAAGUUAACGGAUCAGGGAAUACCUGCAGUUUCGAACAAGGUACCUGCCGGUUUACCUACAUUACCAAAGACUGGUAUAGAAGACCCGCUUCUUCUACUUCAAUACCAGCACAUGCGGCUACUGCAAAAUCAGCAGCUGCUGCUCAGGCAGAUGCGAACCUCCGCCAUAGCGAAACUUUCUCAGUCCGAGCAUUGGGCCACCUUGAGUCCCGUCGAACAGAAUCAAUUGAUUUAUCAGUAUGUUAUUCAAGACUCGGAGAUAUCAGAAGUACCGGCGAUCUCCACACCUCCGUUCGUACCUCAUUUGCCGUCUCAGUCUUCGAAUCCGGUCAUGCAACUUUUCUCACAGAUGCAGCAGGCGAAACUUCAACCAGACGCUACACACCUAACGUCGAAUCCCCAUUCUACCACAGCAGCUCAUCCUCCCACUGUAGAUCCUAUACAACAGCUCAUACAACAGAUGGGUGGAAUUCAAAAUAUACCGGGGAUGCAGCAAACGAAUAUAAAUUCCACGCCACCACCCGCGGCGCAACAAGACAAUCCUAUAAAAUCGUUGUUACGUCAGUUGAAUGUUAAUGCGAACGGUCAUCCGCAGACAUCGCACAUGGAUACCGUUUGGCCGCAGCCUCCGCCACAAAUCACUCCACAAUUUAAUGCACAGAAUUGGUUAGCACAGGUCGGACCGAUACCCGCAGUACCGCCUGGACAGAUGCCUACUUCUUUGUGGGAUCUGCAUACGAAAGAAAUAAAGACUGAGCAGCAAAUAUUGGAAGAACAGAACCUUAGGCUACAGGAAGAUAGAAAGAAAGAAGAGCUUAGAAAGCAAGAGGAAUUACAGCGACAAGCCGAGGAAGAAGUCGAGAAAAAGAAGAAGGAGGAACAGGUCAGGCAAGUGGAGGAAGCGAAACGGAAAGAUGAGGAGAGAAAGCGAAAGGAAGAGGAAAAAAAGAGAAAAGACGAAGAGAAGCGCAAGCAAGAGGAAGAGCGUAAGAAAAAGGAAGAGAAGAAACGGAAGGAAGAAGAGAAAAAGCGAGAAGAAAAGAAACGCAAGGAGGAGGAGAAGAAGCGAGAAGAGAAGAGGAAGCAAGAGGAACAGAACUUGAAGAAAAAGCAAGAAGAGGAAAAGAGAAAGAAAGAGGAAAUGAAGAAACAAGAAGAGAAGCAGAAAAAGGAAGAUGAGAAGAGAAAGAAGUUGGAAGAAGAACAACGAAAGCAGGAAGAAGAGAGAAUGCGGAAAGAAGCAGAUGCGCGCAAACAGGCGGAGGCAGAAGAGCAGGCCCGACGAGCGGAGCAAAGACGACGGGAAGCGGAAGCACUUCGAAAGCUACAAGAAAGAAGUAAAGCACCCUGGGCUCAGGCACCUCGUGCUCCACCUCCUCCCACACCUAUCAACUCGUUUGCCGAAAUCCAAAGACUCGAGCGGGAGAAGAAAGCUGAGGAGCAACGGUUACAACAAAUGAUGCAGCAGCAGCUAGCACAGCAGAAGGCCAUGGAAGCGGCUCAGGAGACAUCGGUUGCCGAUUCAUCGAAACGAUUGCAGUUCAAAUGGGCGGAGAAGGCUACAUCGUCGACGAAACCGUUGCAGGUCAAGAGCCUCGCACAGAUCCAACAAGAAGAGCAGGAGCGCAUCGCCAAGGUAAAGCAGCAAGAAAGGGAGCGUCAAGAGAAGGCUGGGCAAAAAGAGUCGACGAACUUGCUGCAAAAUGCUGGGAUAUGGGGCACUGCUUCGCAGUGUUUGAACUGGGCGAAUUCUAGCGCAUCCAGCAGCAGUCAAGCAUGGUCGAACAAUACUGGUGGUACCAGCGGUUUCUGGGAAGAUCCGACACCAACCAAAGCCACCACCACGGCCGUCAAGCAACCGCCGAAGCAAUCUGCUACAAUCAAAUCGCCUUGUAAUAACCAGACGCUGCAAACUAACAAGGUGAAUAAGAGUAAAAAUAAGAGAGAAGAGGAAUUAGUGAAGAAACUGUUUGAACAGAACACUGCCAAGGUAGAUGAUUUCACACAGUGGUGCAACAAGGCACUGAGCGGUUUACAGGUGUCCGUGGACAUACCCACGUUCGUCGGAUUUCUGCGAGACAUCGAGUCCGCGUAUGAGGUUAAGGAAUAUGUUCGGGACUACCUAGGUGAUAAUAAACAGAGCUCGGAGUUCGCCAAGCAAUUCCUAGAUAAGCGCAGUAAAUGGCGGUCGGCUCAGCGACCGCAAGCACAGGCGGACGAUCUCUGCAAACCUGCACCUGCCGUUAAUCCAAAUGCGCCCACAGAAUUUCAAGAGGUGAAGGGAAAAUCGAAAAAACCGAAGAAGGGAAAAAUGUACAAAGUUGAUAGUAGGAUUCUUGGGUUCAGCGUGACCGCAGCGCCUGAUCGUAUUAACGUCGGUGAUCGUGAUUACGGUGAAGGUGUGUGAAUCACUUCCGGAACCGUUUACCGAUCCCUCACACCCACGGAUAUUCGCGACGCUUGGCCCGUUACAAGUUACAAGUAUGGUUCGUUAUUUAUUUAUUGUAGAUGCCAAAUGACAGUUCUGAGGAACCCGUUACGAGUACUUCAUUAAAACAAACAAACAAAAAGCAAUACCGACUACACAUACGUAUAUACAUAAUAUAUAUUUAAGAUUUCUUUUUCUAUGGUUAAUGCAAGAAUAAUCUUCGGUCCCCCACAUUUGUAUCCUUUCACUCUGUGGGUUAAUGGGAGCUUUAGCCAUACACACGCGCGCGCGCGCGUACACAUACACACAUACACACACACAACGUUUCUCGCAGUAUGGCAUUAUUUCCUUCAUAAGAAUCACCGAACUGAUCGACUAAAUACUCGAAACGAGGAAAGGAAAGUGAACUUCAAAUUGUACAUAUAAUCCACACUACUCCGAGAAACAAAUAUCGAAAAGACGGGCGACAUCCACUGAUAGAGAGAAUGCACGCAACCAUUAUUUCCGGAACGUUCUGUCGUUAUUGCGAACAAGAAGGAUCUAUGUCGAUUGAUUAGAACUCGUGUACACGUGGAGAACCGUAAUAGUUAAGGAAGCAAUAACGUGUACUCACGAAACCAAAAAGAUUUGAACUGGGACGGAAUGGAAACCGAGACGUAGAGCGGCAAGGAGGAAAAAAUAAAUCUGUCGUGCGUGGUAGCUCGAUCAGAUAUACGAUGUUGAUUCAUAAAAUGUGCACUGAUCGUUGGAAUUAUCAGGAACUAUCGCAUCGAGUGUCAAUAUGUAUAUGAAUCCUAUGGAUUUCUUGCUUUAUCGUGGCGUCAUCAUAAUCUCAACGAGCUCUUUACCCUAGGAUCAUACUUAUCCGUUACGUGUUUCAAUGAGUAAAUCUCGAACACUUUGUUUUUAAAGUUUCCGUUGAAAGUUCUAUUAUCUUGGACACAAAAAGGGAUUCAGAAAAGGGGAGAUAGUAAGAAAAAAGUGUGGAAAAGAAUAGAUUUUCAUUGAAUGACUGUAAACGACAAUUUUAUUUAAAUAUCAGAACGGAUUGAACGAUUAUACCUAUAUAUGGAAGCGAUAUUGUGAGGGCAACGACAACUCCUCUAAUACUUUCUUAACGCUUUUGGAUACACUGACACGAAGGAAAAAUUACAAAAAAAAAGCAUUCGUAUUAACGAUAUUACUUGCAUGUGUACGAUUUAUAGAGAAACCAGAAAAAGUUAUUGGAAAAGCGUGGUCAAAUGUGAACGACGAAUGGACUCAUCUUCCCCGAUCAAUAAGUGUUAAGGGACACUUCCGGUUCGAUUGCUGCAUGUGUCUACGUGUGGAUCUCACUUUCAACGGCAUAUCUCUAUUUUCCUUGAUCAACAUUGGGGCGGUCGAUCGGAGAGCAAGCAGUAUCUCGUUUCCUUGAUUUUAAAGUUCUAUUCAUAAGCGUAUUGUUACGCGAGAUCUCACUCGAUGUCGCGAAGGAAGGAAUUUCUAGCAUGAUAUAUGUCUACGAAUAUCCAGAGACCCACGCUGAUCUUUUCUUUUCUCUCUAAUUUGGCUUCCUUUUUAAUCGGAAACAAAACCAUCAGGAACUGAAGAAAAUUGGCAGGAAUACUCUGUUCUUGUAUGCUAAGCGGGACGAAUGUUAUCGACUGAUCGAACCGCUCUUAAUAUUUAUAAUGGUUGUUGAUUAAGGUUCCUUGAUCUUCUCUUAGCACGUGAUAAGAACGACGGCUGUAUCAUUUAGGAGAAGACCAUAGACCCUUGAGUGAAAGAUUUAUGUAUAAAUAGAUAAAUGUACAGUAAUACAAUGAUAAUUAAUUAGGCAGAAAACAGGAAACAAAUCAUUGAUAUUGUAUUAUUAUUAAUAUUAUUAUUAUUAUUGUAUCUAACGUACAACUUAAUAAAAAUAAAUAUUAUUAUAUUUUCAACGUAGCCUUUUCAUUUGUUUUUUCUUUUCUUCGAUUAUUAAACUUUGAUCAUCUCUAAAUCGUGAUAUUAAAUGAGAGUAAAAGAAACAAAUUUGCACUUAGCUGCUUAAGCUGAAUCUAUAAACUCUGUAUAUGUGAAUAUCUUUGUGAACAAUUAUUGAGACGAAUUGUGAAUAACAACAGUCACACAUCCGUACACGUACACUGGUGCACACAGAAAACACACACGAUGGAUUUGUGUCACGGUAUUUCCGGUGCAUUAAGUUUAAAAUACUAUAAUGUAGAUUAUGUUAUAUAAAUAAACGAGCAGACAUGUCAUGAACUGUGAAUGCGAGCGAUUCCUACACGUAAUAUAUAGGUAUUUUUUAAUGUCCAACAAUGCAAUAUAUUUUACACGUGAACGAGCAUUGUGUGAGUCUACUAUAACUGUGAAUUGUUAACGAAUAUUAUACGGACACAUGCAUACGAUGUUACAACUAUCAUAAUAAAAAGGAUUUCAUUAAAAAUA
Messenger RNA from Megalopta genalis, 6967 nucleotides. NCBI's taxonomy places the organism in Eukaryota, Metazoa, Arthropoda, Insecta, Hymenoptera, Halictidae. The record is from RefSeq and is a predicted model, not a curated record.